Messenger RNA from Cicer arietinum (chickpea), 1522 nucleotides. Its product is annotated as DNA repair protein recA homolog 1, chloroplastic. The record is from RefSeq and is a predicted model, not a curated record. Gene Ontology annotation, molecular function: ATP hydrolysis activity; ATP binding; ATP-dependent DNA damage sensor activity. NCBI's taxonomy places the organism in Eukaryota, Viridiplantae, Streptophyta, Magnoliopsida, Fabales, Fabaceae. Gene Ontology annotation, biological process: DNA repair.
AUGGGUUUGGUGUUCGCUCCAAAACCCCACACUUUGAUUCUCAAAGCACCUUCUUCUUUUCUCUUUCGUCCUCUCAAAUUCCACUCUAAGAUUCAAUGCGAGCUUGAAGGGAAACUCAAUGGUUCUCUUUCUGGUGAUUUUGAUGCUCGCUUCCUUGAUAGGCAAAAGGCACUGGAAGCAGCAAUGAAUGAUAUAAACAACUCUUUUGGAAAAGGUAGUGUUACCAGACUGGGCAGUGCUGGUGGAGCUUUGGUUGAAACUUUUCCUAGUGGCUGUUUGGCUUUAGACUUUGCUUUGGGUGGUGGUCUUCCAAAAGGAAGAAUUGUAGAGAUAUUUGGACCAGAAAGCAGUGGGAAGACCACCCUAGCACUUCAUGCUAUUGCAGAAGUACAGAAGUUAGGAGGCAAUGCAAUGCUUGUUGAUGCGGAGCAUGCUUUUGAUCCAGCAUAUUCUAAAGCAUUAGGGGUGGAUGUAGAAAAUUUAAUCGUGUGCCAACCAGAUCAUGGAGAGAUGGCUCUUGAGAUCGCAGAUCGUAUGUGUAGAUCUGGUGCCAUAGAUCUCAUUUGCGUGGACUCCGUCUCAGCUCUCACUCCCCGAGCAGAAGUUGAAGGUGAGAUUGGAAUGCAACAAAUGGGGUUGCAAGCUCGCCUUAUGAGCCAAGCUUUGCGUAAGAUGUCUGGAAAUGCCUCUAAAGCUGGUUGUACUCUUAUAUUUUUGAACCAAAUAAGAUAUAAGAUUGGUGUCUAUUAUGGAAAUCCAGAAGUGACAAGUGGUGGAAUUGCAUUGAAGUUUUUUGCUUCAGUUCGGUUAGAAGUUCGCCCUAUAGGGAAGAUAAAAUCUGCCAAAGGAGAUGAAGAAAUUGGCCUUAAAGUUCGGGUAAGAGUGCAAAAGAGCAAGGUGUCAAGGCCUUACAAAGUAGCUGAAUUUGAUAUUUCAUUUGGGGAGGGUGUCAAUAAGCUGGGCUGUAUUUUAGAUUGUGCAGAAAUGAUGAAUAUCGUCUUAAAGAAGGGCUCUUGGUACAGUUAUGGGGACCAUCGUUUAGGACAGGGAAGGGACAAAACACUGCAGUACUUAAAGGAGAAUACACAUCUACUAGAAGAAGUUGAAAAGGUUGUUCGGUCUUCAAUGAAUGAUGGAACUAACCAAACAAGCUUUGCAAACAUGAAAAAUUGUCCCGUGCUUCAUCAAGAGGAAGAUGUGUUUGAGGAAAGUCUAUGAAGAGGAAGUUAUUUUGUCUCUGAUAUGUUAGGGUGAUAGAUUCCCGGUUUUGAGGUUGAAAUAUUCUUGCUUCACCACAAAUGGAAUAGGAGGUGGAUUUGAUGAUCUAGAUUAAAAGAUUAUGUAUUGUUUUGUACCGUUCCAUUGGUAAAUGUAAUCGAAAUAGAUGAAAUGAAUUAUUGUUUUUAAAUUAAAUGGGGUUUGAAUUAUUGUUUUUUCUUUUCAAUGUUAUAUAAACCAGUUCCAUCUAAGUCGCACUUUAGAUCAGAAUGAAAUGUGUAGGAGUUUUGCUUUGGUUGCACUA